AUGGGAAAGACCGGAGUAUAUGAGAGAUUAAAUUGUCUACACGGUGGCUCUGGGAUGUAUGAAUUAUUACAUCCCGAUGCUUUGAAACCAGGACACACAAUACUCUAUAAAAGGGAACCCAACUUAUGUAACCCCAGCAGGGAAGGAGUAAGAGAAAAGCCCCUGGAGAGGGAUAAGUUCUUACAAUUAAAUCAAAUACCUAUGGAGGUAGAGAAGUUGGUAUGGGAAUAUAAGGAUGUAUUCUAUAAGUAUGAGCAUGACGUGGGUAGAUAUAAUGGUAGUAUCAAGCACGAAAUCAGACUUAAAGAAAAAGUACAACCGGUAAGGUACUGGUUAAGAAAAUAUAGACUAGACCAAGAAAAAGCAAUAAUGGAGAUUUUUGAUGAAUUGGAGAAGAAUGGACAGAUUGUGCAAAGCAGAUCGGCAUGGUCUUUUCCAGUAAUAAUGGUCAAGAAGAAGGAUGGAACGUUAAGGAAAGUAGUUGAUUAUCGAAGGCUGAAUGAACUAACGGAAGUAGAAACGAAUAUACUUCCACUAAUAGAAGACGUAUUAGAGAAAGUGGCAGGGAACAAAUACUAUACGACUAUAGAUUUGGCAGCAGGAUUUUUCCAAAUUCGAUUGGAUAAGAAGAGUCAAGCACUGACAGCGUUUAUAUCGCCAAAAGAGCUUUAUGAAUACACAGUAGCACCGAUGGAGUUGUCUAUGAAGAAAUUCCACUAUUAUAUGUACGGUAAGGUUACCGAUAUUUAUACUGACCAGAGAGCAGUAUUGGCAAUCAAAGGAGCAAAGGAGAAUCAAACCAAACUCCGGAGAUAUCAAUUGGCAUUGGCAGCAUAUAAUUUGAGAAUUUUCUAUAAAGUAGGAAAAGCAAAUGUGCUAGUUGAUUUGUUGUCAAGAAAUGUAGUCUUGGCAGUUUAA
Strongyloides ratti is the source of this 918-nucleotide messenger RNA. RefSeq names its product Reverse transcriptase domain-containing protein. The transcript has a single exon. Bases 1 to 918 code for a protein of 305 amino acids. The record is from RefSeq and is a predicted model, not a curated record. NCBI's taxonomy places the organism in Eukaryota, Metazoa, Nematoda, Chromadorea, Rhabditida, Strongyloididae.